GUUCAAAAUGGCGACGUCGCCGAAGGAGCGUUUUGAUGCUGCGGUGAAAGUAAUCCAUGGUUUGCCAAAAAAUGGUCCGUUUCAGCCUUCCUAUGAGAUGAUGCUGAAUUUUUAUGGGUACUACAAACAAGCUACAGAGGGGCCAUGCACAAAAGCAAAACCUUGGGCGUGGGAUGUCGUUGCCAAGAAAAAAUGGGAUGCUUGGACUAAGCUGGGGGACAUGGAUCGUGAGCAAGCCAUGAUAAGCUAUGUUGAGGAACUCAAGAAGAGUAUCGAAAUAUGCACAGCAAAAUUACGUCAAAUGAAUGAGAAUGGCGAUAAAGGGAUAGUGGAAGCUAUGCCUCAGGAUCAGGUGGUGAGGGAGUUUAUGGCCAAACUGGGAGAUUUCUACGAGAUUGUGGACGAGAGGAUGCCAACAACACAAGAUGUAGCAGAAGACCUUGACCUUGACCACUCAAUGCGUGUGGACAUAGCACGACAACUGGAGGAGGAUGACCGCAAGGAGGAGAUUCCCGAAGACCUAAGGACACAAGAACUGGAAGACAGCCUCAGAAGGACCGAGGCACUCGUUGACCAGCAAUUAAAAGAGGUAUCAUCACAACUACUGACCAACGGGGUGGAGGAUGUGUCGAUGAAGAGUGGUCAAGGGGACAGCGAGAGUGAAGAGGAGUUCUGUGAUACUUCGGAUCAUCCCUCACAGGACUCGCCACCUCGAGAAGUAGAUGAUGUGAUGUCCGGUCAAACAGUUGAUCAUCAGAUGUCCACACCGGUCAAGUCAGUUCAAAACAAGGCUGGAAACCACGUCCAUUUUAACAACAGUUUGACCGUCCUUUCUGGAAACAAAAUCACCGAGGAGGUCAUGUCACCAAUAUCGAAAUCUAACCUCAACACAAACGAACAAUUGAACAUUCCACCAAACUUUCCAUUCCACGCUGUAAAUGGCAACACAAGACAGUUUUCUGACAGCAUGUUGACACACGGUGCUUCACCAGAUUCACAGAAUGUCUCGUUAGAGAGUGUUCCAGAUGUCAAGGACAGGUCGACAAGUUCACUUGAAGAUUCUUUAUCUGGACAGACGGACACUAUUGGUGCACGUGGUGAUUAUAAACCAGCAGGAAGUAAAGGUCAGGGGAAACCACUCCCAAGGGAUCAAUCACAACCAGCCAGAACAGGUACCAGGACAGGUCUGUUUAUGGCCCAGGGUGGAGGGAGUGAGACCACACCCAUGGGGUCUGGCAGUGGUAGACAUGGCCAGGACGAACCCCUGACUCAGUCUACAGAGCCGAGAAAUGACGAGCUGGCGGUGACAUUGAUGCGACUACAGCAGGACAUGAACCGAGUGUUGGCCCGUCUGGACAGCGUAGAGUCUACAGUGCAACAAAACAGAUCACAGAGUGACAGGAAAGUACCUCAGUCUAUAUGGAAUUCUCGCUGGUGGCCACUCCCUUCACUGACUGGGAGGACAUUCUUCUUUGUAUUUGUUUGGCCAUUUGUCGUACACUUAUUGUUAACGAGGGUGUUCAGAAGAAGAAGGCGAAACCGAUAAAGAAGAUUUUGAAGAAUGAAAACCCAUAAUGUGCCAAAUUCUCCAUCAUAAUCAUUAAUGAGGCAUCACAAAUGAGCUUAAUCCUAUUGGGGCAUCUGUCGGAGCACUGUCUAGUCCAGUUGCCUGCUCACCCUAUGUAACACAAUGUAAUUGCAUUGUACCACAGGUUGAUUUGUAGGACUUCACAGCUAUUGACAAUACACAUUGAUUUUGCGUUCAUUAUUGGAAAAUAAUCUUUAUUGUGAUUCUUUCCUAAAAUAGAAUCAACAGUGAGACACCUGUGUAAUGUGUUAUAUGAUUCAGACUUGUUUAAUUAACCCUUUCAACCCUAGGUAACUUAAGUAAACUCUACCAUGCAUUGAUCGGGUUGAGUCUAUUAUGGUCCACAGUGGUGAAAGGGUAAAUGGAUAAAAAGUUGAAGGUAAACUGGAACAAAUACAUUGAUAUCAGAGAGCAUAAAUGAAGGAAUAGAUAAGGGAGAUAACUUGUUCAAUCACAGGUAAAAUAUAUAUGGUGAAAAUUACAAAUAAAUGUAUAUUGUGUCCAAUUACAGAUAAAUGUAUAUGGUGGAAAAUUACAGGUAAAUGUACAUGAUGGUAAAUACAGAUAAUGUACAUGGUGGUAGAAAUAUUUAAAUGGUGGUAAUAUACAUGUGAAAAUAUAGGGUGGUAAAUUACAGAUAAAUGUACAUGGUGGUAAAUUACAGAUAAAUUUACAUGGUGGUAAAUUACAGAUAAAUGUGCAUGGUGGUAAAAUAAAUGUACAUGAUUUUAGAUUACAGAUAAAUGCAAAUGAUGGUUAACUACAGAUAAAUGUACAUAAUGGUAAAUUACAAAUAUAUGUACAUCAUGGUAAAUAUAUAAAUAAAUGUAUAUUUACAUGGUGUAAAUUACAUGUUAAUGUAUGAAGUGAAGUCCCAAAUCGCAAAUCAAAUAUUCCAUUGUUUAUCAAAUCGUUAAUCAGUCCAAAUUUAAUAUCAUAGACCAUAUUGACAGUAUCAUACACUUAUAUGAAAAAUCACUUUCAAAGUUUCAGAUGUGUCAAUAAAAUACAAAGACUGUAUGUACAGGUAUUUGAUUAAUGUUUGAGAUAUUGGUAAAUUAAAAAAAAUUGUUUGAUCCUGGGAUAAAGAACAAGAUAAUUCAGACAAAAGGAGGAAGAUUUCUUGCUACUGUUGAGCUAACAGUUUUAAUGUACAGUAAAACAAUGCACAUGUAUAUCACCCGGAAAAGAUACAUAUCUUAUUUUACUCCUGAAGUUAUGAUAUUCAAGAAAAAGUUUAUCGAAUCAAGAUUUCUGAAGAGUAUGUGUUCAAUUCACAACUGGCUGUGAGGGUUUUAUUUUGUUGUUUAUGUGUAUAUAAAUAUCUACAAAAUCUGAUGACAGUAAACAUAUUUGUAUAGCCUUGUUGUGGAUACCUGUAAACAGUACUGCUUCUGUUGGGUAAUGCUUGAUUAGGUGAUAUUUCAUUAUCAAUGGCUUUAUUGCUUGUGUAUUGUAUGAUAUACAGAGGCCUUUCACCAGUGUUUGCUUUACUUACCAAUUAUUCAGUAGACACAUCAGAUGGGACUGUUACAGUGUCGGAUUAUCAAAGGAAUCUUUAAUGGUGUUUAUUGACAGUUUCUUUUUUCUUUUUUUUUCUUCUUAAUUUUAACAGUGAUUGUAAAACACCUGACCUUCCCUCCUUCAAUUGCUUGGCAUUUGAUUGAUAAAAUGUCUAAUUUACAAGGCUUUUGGUGAAAAAGAUAACAAAAUACAUGGGACAAAAAUUUGUUUGCAGAAAACAAACUACCACAUUAAGAAGACUUCAUUCCAAUAUUUAUUAAUUUAGGGGGACCUGUAUUACAGGUGUAUAGGGGGGACCUGUAUUACACAUUUGAGAUUGUUCGUAUCUGUGAUAUUUUGCGUAUAUAGUGUGUGGAUGUCAGUCAGUAUUAUAGUGUGUAGGUUAAGUUACUAUAGUUUACUUAAAUUCCAGAGAAUAUUUACACAAAAACAUUUGUUGUGGAAUUAAUCACAAAUUACCGUAGGUCAAUUUAAAGUCCAUUAAGGUAGGUCAGUUAAGGUAGGCCAAUUAAACAUUCAAUUAAAGGAGGUAACUGAAUGGGUCAAUUUAAGUAUGUAUAUUGUUAAUGUUUAUUCAGAUACAAUCAUAUAAGAGAUAUAUACAUAUAUCUGUCAUUUUUUCUACCAUGAUGUCAAAACCUCUUAAAUAACCACAGAUAAUAAUUUGUAAACCACUUUGAGACGACCUAUGAACUAAGUUGUGAUAAAGCGGUAUAUAAGAACCUCAAAUUAUUACUAUUAUUAUUAUCAAAAAAUUGUAGAUCAGUUGUGAAAAUAUGUAUUGUCAAAAAUCAAGUGAUUUACCUAAAAUUAACUUGGAGUUUUCAUUUGUUGGUGGUAUAUUUUCACGUUGCUGAAUGGCGAUAUCUUUAUUGUUAUGCUAGUAGACCUUAAUUUACAUUUGGUCGGAGUGGUCCUUUUCCUUUCAGUUUGAUUUUAUUAUGCAUGUUAAGAUAUAUACAAAAUGUUCAGCAGGGCUCGUUAAAGAAUUGAACUUGAAUAAA
This is a messenger RNA of Mizuhopecten yessoensis (Yesso scallop), 4116 nucleotides long. Its product is annotated as acyl-CoA-binding domain-containing protein 5A-like. The coding region runs from base 8 to 1546 and encodes 512 amino acids. Gene Ontology annotation, molecular function: fatty-acyl-CoA binding. The record is from RefSeq and is a predicted model, not a curated record. Gene Ontology annotation, biological process: fatty acid metabolic process. The transcript is spliced from 12 exons. NCBI's taxonomy places the organism in Eukaryota, Metazoa, Mollusca, Bivalvia, Pectinida, Pectinidae.